Messenger RNA from Polyodon spathula (Mississippi paddlefish), 3226 nucleotides. RefSeq names its product oxysterol-binding protein-related protein 3-like. NCBI's taxonomy places the organism in Eukaryota, Metazoa, Chordata, Actinopteri, Acipenseriformes, Polyodontidae. Gene Ontology annotation, cellular component: cytosol; intracellular membrane-bounded organelle; perinuclear endoplasmic reticulum. The record is from RefSeq and is a predicted model, not a curated record. The transcript has 23 exons. Gene Ontology annotation, molecular function: cholesterol binding. The coding region runs from base 449 to 3100 and encodes 883 amino acids.
UUGAUGCUGCUACACUCUGAGAGGCGUUGCUGUAAUGUAGUCACUCGGUAAACUUAUUUGUCGUUAUAUCAACUGAAUUUUAAUAAUUUCCAAAGAUUGUUGAAAGCAAUUAGUGCACCAUUUUAGCUUUUGGAGUAUUUUGGACUUUUUUUUUUUUUUUUUUUUUUUAAUUUUAUGUUUUACUGCUUGCUUCCUGGUUGUGAAGAAGCCAAAGACGUGAUCUUUCUUGUCACUGCGCUGCAUCUCACUGUUCAGAAAGUGGGCUCCCGAAUCGAGUGGAACAACUCUCACCGCUGGACAGGGAUUGGAACGGACAGAAAAAGGAUGCACUCCCUGUAUGACGCAUAACUGAGGAGACGUGCGCUUUGGAACCUUCUAUAGCUGCUGAACACCAUUUCUCAAAUGUUUUUUUAAGCUCUAGUGAGCAGAAAGUCUUUCACCAACAGCUAUGAACAGUGACAACAGGAAUGUCACAAUGCCUCAGAAAGUUUCCUCUCCUUCAAGAAGCAACAGCAGCUGCUCUUCUAAACAAGAAAGCCGCCAGGACAGCUGGGAGAUUGUGGAAGGCCUGCGUGGGGGUGGAGGUAAUAUCCAGGAGCCGCAGAAACAGAAAGGCUUCCUCCUAAAGAGAAGAAAAUGGCCCUUGAAAGGAUGGCAUAAGAGAUACUUCUUUUUAGAAAAAGGCAUCCUGAAGUAUGCCAAAUCUGAAGCUGACAUUGACAAGGGAAAGUUACAUGGUUGCAUUGAUGUCGGCUUGUCUGUCAUGGCAAUAAAAGAAAAGGCUAAAUGCAUAGAUUUGGAUGCAGAGGAACAUAUAUACCACCUUAAGAUAAAAUCCCAGGAACUUUUUGAUGAAUGGGUUUCCAAACUUCGCCAUCACAGACUGUACCGGCAGAAUGAAAUCACAAUGUUUCCCCUUGACAAAAACAACCACUUCUUUUCACACUUCCCCCCUGAUGAGCCUCCUAACCCAUCCAAUUCUUCCUCUUCUUCCUUGAGAAAGAGAGCCACUAUUGCCAAACAAGCCUCCAUCCACACUGGAGGCAACUUCCCAUUAUCCUUCAACAGCAGCCAAGGCAAAGUGUCCGCUUGCUUGCAGUCCUCUGAAGAUAUGGACAAGUGCUCCACAGAGCUUACCUUGUGUCAGUCCCAUUUAUUGGAGCUCAGCCACCUGUUGCAAAGCAUGGAAGUUCUCCACAGAACACACUCUGCACCAGCUAUCAGUGUCCUUCAGGCUUCUACCUUUGAAAGCCCCAAAAAGGAAAAAAGAACUCAGAAAAGGUGGCGUACCAAGGGUUAUGGCAAAGAUGCUAAAACAACAUUACAGGUCCCCAGCUGCACAUCACCUGGUUCGAUAAGGCUGCAUGCCUCCAAUCCCAAUCUGUCUACUGUAGGUCAUUCGAAUGACAAAAGCUAUUCUGAAAACACAGUCUCCCCUUCAGAUCCUUCUAAACUCCUGGAGGACUUCUAUCACGUGGCAAACAACUUGCAUUCCACCUUAAAAUCAGCCUUCAGUAUAAUAACCACCGAGCGAGGAAAGCUGAAACAGACGUUGGAUUGUGAAGCAGGCCAGCCACCAUCCACACAGAUGGUUGGUCUGAAGAAUAGCCUGGCAUCUAUGAUAGCCCAAAACACAGAGCUGAUGGGCCGGCUGUGCAGGAUUCACAUAGAGUCCAGGAUAUUAGACUCUGCUGGCAAUAAAAACACAAGUUCUGGUCCAGUGCAGGACCCAAUUGAUGGCUGCAGGCCUCUAGAGCACCAGGUCUCCAGUGAAAGCAAGAAUUCUAUUACUGAGUCCCUCUCGGAGUUCUUCGAUGCGCAGGAAGUGCUGCUGUCUGCAAGUUCUUCUGAAAAUGAGGCUUCAGAUGAUGAGUCAUACAUCAGUGACAUAAGCGACAACAUUUCAGUGGACAACUUGAGCAACGAUGUUGAAAGCUGUGUUCAGAAUGGAUCCCCUCAGCAGUUACGGAGGCGCUUCUGCUUGCCUGCUCCAGGCCCCGACACCAGCAAUAUCAGCCUGUGGAACAUCCUGAGGAACAACAUUGGAAAAGACCUGUCCAAGGUGGCCAUGCCUGUGCAGCUGAACGAACCGCUGAACACCUUGCAGCGUCUGUGUGAGGAGCUGGAGUACAGCGAGCUGCUGGACAUGGCUGCGGAGACACAGGAUCCAUUCCAGCGCAUGGUGUAUAUAGCUACCUUUGCAAUAUCAGCCUAUGCCUCCAGUUACUACCGAGCUGGGAGUAAACCAUUUAACCCUGUGCUUGGAGAGACGUAUGAAUGUGAAAGGGAAGAUAAAGGCUUCAGAUUCAUUGCAGAACAGGUUAGCCAUCACCCACCAAUAUCUGCUUGCCACACUGAAUCGGAAAACUUUGUCUUUUGGCAAGAUAUGAGGUGGAAAAAUAAAUUUUGGGGAAAGUCCAUGGAAAUCGUUCCAGUUGGAACAACACAUGUGAUGCUGCCCAAGUUUGGAGACCACUAUGAGUGGAAUAAGAUCACAUCCUGUAUACACAACAUCCUGAGUGGUCAGAGGUGGAUAGAGCACUAUGGAGAGAUUUCUAUUAAAAAUUCAAACAGUGAUGUCUGUCAAUGCAAAGUGACAUUUAUCAAGGCAAAAUACUGGAACUCCGAUGUGAAUGGAGUUGAAGGGACAAUAACGGAUCGCAGUGGGAAAGUAGUGCAGCGACUGUUUGGAAAAUGGCACGAAGGAGUCUAUUGUGGGGUGCCACCUUCAGCAAAUUGUGUUUGGAGACCAGAUCCCAUGCCUAACAAUUUUGAACAGUACUAUGGAUUCACCAAGUUUGCACUAGAGUUAAAUGAACUGGACCCUGCAACAAAGCUGCUGCUGCCACCAACUGACACCAGAUUCAGGCAAGACCAAAGGCUACUUGAGGAAGGGAAUGUAGAAUUAGCAGAAGAGCAGAAACAAAGAAUUGAACAACUUCAGAGAGAGCGGAGGAGAGUUUUGGAGGAAAACAAUAUGUCACAUCAGCCUCGUUUCUUCAGAAAAUCAAGCGAAGAUACUUGGGUCAGCAAACAAACAUACUGGGAUCUGAGAAAAGACCCUGGCUUUGCCAAUCUUGACAACCCAGUACUUUGGUGACUCGGACAUUACGAAGAUCUGCAUAUCAUUCCCAAGAUGCUGUUACAUUAUGAUGACAUGAGAGAGAGAGACACAAAAGUUUUGCUUCACCCUAUAGAAUAAUGUUAUGUUAACAUAUUGCAUUAC